CAAAACCAAACAAACGGAACGAACUGCGGGACGGAUCGGUUUAGAUUUUCUGUUGUGCUGCUUUUUGCUUCGAAAUUAAAGUGUUAAAUUUGCAUGCUUGUUCGCUAAGUUGCGUAAAUACGUGUUUUUCAAAAGUGCAAGAAAAUGGUGUGAUUAUUUACUGGUGAAAUUAACGGUGAUAAAAUGAAUAUUGGACGAUUGAAGCUGAAGCCCAAGGGGAGCUCUGCUAGCAAAAGCAGCGGCCCCCUUCCGCCAGUUCAGGUGCCACCAAACCUGCCGCAGCUUUCAAACUCUUCAAACCUUGGCCCCAACAAAUCACCCGCAUCACUCACAGGUCGCUCAGAGCCGUCUGUUCGGUUCAAGCUUGAGGAGGACAUUAUCGGAAGUAGUCUCAGUGUCAGCAGUGCUAGCACCGGCGGUGGCAGCAGCAACAAUGAAGACAGCCUAGAGAUUAUGGAGGAAAUAGAUAUUCCAGACGAUGAAAGCACACAGGAUAAUGACGCCAGCGGUGGUAGCAUUUCCGAAAACCUUGCCCUGAGCGUAGGUCCCGCCGAAAAUGCGCAACAACGGCCAUUGGACAAGGGAAAACCUGCUACCGACAGAAAAAGGCAGUUGUUCGAUAUUGACGAUGAACCACCGCCUGGUGGGUCAUUUGGGAAGACGUUCGACAUCGAUGAGUUGCAACUCUCGGGUGAUGAAAUUGCUCAACAUUUUCAAUCAUUUAGUGAAAGUACUGACCCAAAAGGUGAAGAUAAUAAAGUGAAUCUCGACGAUAAAAAGAAACUGUUGCAACAAAAUCCCGAUGUUGGGUCUAUGGGCGUGUUGUUAGAUGAUGUUGAAUCUACAGAAGAUGUACCAAAAAGUGAUCUAACGAAGAAUGAAUCUCAGUUGAAGCAAAGCUCUGUUCAAAAAGAGUUUGAAUCGAAAAAAGAAUUAUCUCCCCUGAACGAAGAUGUAGUGUUAAUAAAUAAUAGUAAAGUUAGUUUGAAAUCGUUGAAAAAGCUUCAGAAACAACCGAAUGUGCUUGAUAACAGUGGAGAUAACAGUUAUAGUACAACUAAUGAUAUCUCGGAGCUUGCCCGAGAUACGGAGAGCGAUCGUAUAAUGAGUGAUAACAACGAUCACAGUUCUCAAAGUGAUGCUACUCCUAAACCAGCUGAUAGUGAUAAGGAAGCAUCUCUUCCAAAAGUGUCAUCAAUACAGUUAAGAAGCAAAAGUGUGGGAAUGGGAAAUAAGAGCAAACAACGUGAAGUUGAGCCUGAAUUUGCCAGUCUUGGAAUAGUGAAAUUAUGUGAAGAAAAAUCAAUAGACAUGCAUGAUUCAAGUGUUGAAGAAGAUAAUUCUAUUGAAGAAAUGUUGAUGUCAAAUGCAUCAGUUGAUGUAUCAGCAGUUAACGAGCCGGUUCUGUCAGAAGUUCAUCAAUCCAAAGAAGAUUCAACAGAUAGUAAUCAUUCUAGUGAUUUGAAGGAGAAAAUACUUAAUACAAGUAAAUCAUUUGAAGAAGUAAAAUCACAGCAUGAAGAAUUAGAUGUGCCCACCGACAAAUUCGAAGGAAAUAAACCUGCUGUUGUCAAACAAAUGGAAAAGGUUACUGACGUUAAGGAAGCGUUGGAGGAUAUCUCAGAGGAGUCGGAGCAAACAUUGACAAACUCUAACCAUUCGGAGAGCCGUCAAAACACGGAUGACGAACAAUCAAAACCUCUAGCUGUUGUGGAAAAGGGUAAGGAAAUGCGCAAGAUACUUGAAGAGAAAAUUCUAAGAAAUCAACUCAGCAUAGAAAGUACUAUUUAUGAGGAUAACAAAGAAAAUAUUCCUGAUUCAUUAAGUAUAAACAAAAGCACCGAUUUGGACAGUGUUGUGAGCUUGAACAUGUUUCAAGCAAUGAACAACGAGAUAAAGCAGCUUCAGGAAAUUAUUGCUACAAAAGACAUAAUGCUAGAAGCUUAUUCUACAAGAGAUUCUUUAAAGGAAGCUCGUUUAGAAUCUCUAAAAGAUCCACAAAGAUCUAGCGAUUCCAGUAGCCUAACUACCAACUCGACCGAGUACAGACCCCUGAACGAUGAAACAGUAUCCAAAAAAGAACUUCUCCAAAAAGUCGCCGAUCAAAAUCAAUGGAUUGUAACGCUUGCCGAAAAGCUACAAGAAACCAAUCAAGCACGAGAACAAGAACGAUUGGAAAGCAUCAAAUUAGUGGCGGAAGUCAAUCGUCUCACCAAGCAGCUGGCUGAAAAUGCCGAAACAAUCAGACAGAGACCACAUUGGAUGCGAGAUCAGGAAAGUACCGGGCAGAGAAUAUCGGAAAUUUCUAUGGAAUUAGUAAGCGAAACAGACGAUGCCUUGUCAGACUUUCCCGAUAUGUAUGAGGAACGAUCGAACAGAAAUUCGCGGGAACGUCAGUUGGAUUUAAAUUUAGACAUAGAUUAUUCUGAACAAAACCCUCUUCACAUUCCCACCGCAAUCAGCAAGCAGCUGGAGCAGUUCAGAAAAUAUCUAUCGCCGGAUGAGUUGAGGCUUUUCAACAUGGUACAAGGGAAAUUUGACGACUACUUGCAGCAAGAAAUGGACAAAACGAAGACAACUUGUGAAGAUGAACUCAAAAUUAUCCAAGAACGACUCGUCACAGAGAAAAACGAGCAUGAAACAGAAGUGAGCCGACUAAGACAAUUGUUAUCCAACGUGACAAGUGGAUCCGUUGACAUCGAAGACCUCAAAGACCUUAAAAGCGAGUUGGAGGCUCGCCAUACUCAGGAGAUGGAUGAUUUGCGGACAUAUUUUGAGGAGAAAGUUGCCGAAUUUGAGAAACAAUACUCGGAAAAAGUUUUCUCGCAACAUAGCAGACAAAUGUCGAAUGACACGGCUUCCGACAUAUCAGAUCAAGAGGAAUUUCCGGAAGAAAACGGUGGCUAUCAUUCCAAGCACACUAGCCCGAAGCGUAAGGCUAAGGAGGAUAUCUACCUUAGCCCAACACAUCGAAAAAUUACUCCAACUACGAUCGACACCACCGAAAGUAGCGCGGAUGAAGUAAUGGAGGUCACCGUGGAGACUGAAAAUGAAACCCACCACAAUGCUGACAGCUUAAGGGAGUACUAUCAAAAUAAGCUGAAAGAACUCAAGCGACAACACGAACAAGACUUGCGAGAGUUGCGAAAGACAUUCCAGAAAUUCGAGGAAAAAGAAGCCAACGAAAAAUGCAUGCCUAACAAUGAAGACCCCAUCACGAGCAAAGGUACAUCUCCUCACACAAUUGAUCAAGUGGCAGAAAGAUCGGCAACAGAGGCUGAAUGUUUGCCGCCUUCUUCUGGUGUGAUACUAAUAGACAAAAGCACCACUCCUACCACUAACAACACUACUACUGUGGACAUCGGCACCGAGCCCAUCGAUGACUUACACGAGAUUAUCGCCGACUACGAACGACGGCUACAGGAACAGGUGGCCUUAGCUCGUCAAGAUGUGCUCCGGGAGCUGGAAGUGCAGAUUCAGGCACUGUUAUCCGAUACAACAACGGAGGAUUACCACUGGCCGCCGGAGCUCAUAUUGCUAAGAGAGAAGCUGACAGCUAAGAGCCAACUGGAGAUAGCUCAACUUCAAAUCAAACAUGAGGAAGAGAUGGCCAAAGUGAAAGCAGAUUUUGAAAAACAGCUGCAAUGGAAACUCAAACGGCAAUCGACGUUUGACUCUACUCGUGAUUUGGACAAAAUCAUUAGUGAGCGUGACAAUUUACGUGAACUGUCCUCAACGUUGAGAAGCGUACUGUGUGAACUUGUGAAGUACGUGUCGAACUGUGAAGACGAUCUGAACAAUACGGUUAUCGAUGAACUUCACAAGUAUGGAAUAGUUCCGAUCAGUGGCGAAGAGGUGUUCGAAAGUUCGACUCUGGACGUGAAUGUAUCGAACAUCUCGACUUACUCAAGCAGAAAGUUCCUCAAAUUUACUCCCGAUGUGUCAGGUUUGAUUUCAGUCAUUGAGGACCCUACAUUGUUGGAAUAUGUAUCUAAGGAUGGUGCUACGAAUGAUGGCGCGAACAGGUCUCUUAACCUGGAUGAGUGUUUGGAAAAGCUAAGAUCGGAAGCAAUGCAUAUUUUGACUCUAUCAGAAAAGAUUGUGAAGAAAUCGUCCACUAAGGAUGAGGAUUUAGACAAGGUGUCGGAAAAAAGUGAUAGUUGUGAAGAAGAAGAUGGUUUGAAGAGAAAGAUAGUUAAAAAAGAUAGCGCUGGUGCUCGAUCGUUUGAUGAGAAUAUGGUUAGAGACAGUAGAACGAUGGAGCGAGCACAAAUCGACAGUAGCAGUCUUCCCGUGGAUCUGGCGGCCUUGCAGUGCAGUGGUGAGCUCAACAUACAGCUACACGAGUUGAGAAACGAAAAGCGUCAGUUGGAGAUGAAACUAGCCGACGCGUUGAGUAAACAAAACAGCUUGGUUGUCGAACUAAACGAAACAAAACAACAUUUGUUGGAGCUAAACAGUCAAAAAGUGGAAAUAAGUGAAGGGUACGGUACGAAUGCGCUGCUACCGUGUGCUCAAAAGCAAGGGAACUCAUUCUCGGAACUGCAGGAAAAAGCUAAACAAAUUCUCAGUAGCAGUUCUCCGGACAACACCGCCAUAGACCACAGUGCCACUUUGCUCCAGUUGGUGGAAGAUUUCUGCCGCGAAGGCGAACGGUAUAUGGAACAUGGUAAACGUGACAAAUUGGAUCUCCAGUCACAGAUUGAGGCUGCCGAUAAACAACUGAAAGCGACGAGGCAGUUCCUGGAAGAUCAAGCUGCCGAACGGGAGCAAGAACGCGAUGAGUUUGUCAAAGAAAUUGAAAAACUCAAAAUGCAACUACGAGAGAAAGACAAAGACAAGACCAAUUUUGAUCGGGUUACUAAAGAGGAUGGAUUUUUGUGUGACAGUUGUAGUUGUGGUAUCGAUAAUCGGGAGAUUAUUGAAAAACUGGAAACAGCAGAGCAAAACUCCAAAGAGCUCGCCCUCGAACUAGCUGCACGAGACGAAAAGAUUCGAAAGCUGGAAAACGAUCUAAAGGAUUCCAUCGACAAGGGUUUCACGCUCCGAGAGAUCAUCAGUGAACUAGAAACUCAGAAUGAAAGCAAGGCUAUCGAUCAACAAGUUUUGGUGACUAAAUUAAAGGAACUUGAAAACUACAUCGAUGCUCAAAAUCGUCAAAAUGAAUCGCUGCACCAAGAGACAGAUAUGACCGUUCGCGGAUACGAUGACAGAAUCGCCAAGCUGGAAGAAGAACUUCGACAAUCUAAACCCAGCGUAGAGCACAGCUUAGUGCUGGAAGCGUUGACUGUGCAACUUCGGGACGUCGAGGAAACUCUCGAAAGAAAAACCAAGAACUUGGAAACCCUUAAUUCCAACUCGGGUGCCUCGUUAGUGUGCAGUAGUCCUUCGGAGGACGUCUCAGUGAAUCAAGAUAGCCCUUUGCAUAGGAAAAAAGCCGCCGAAAGUAGUUCAGUUACUCAGCUGCCGGUCGACGAGGUACAGCGAAUAUUCGACAAACUUCAUCGACACACGCGCAUUGAAGAGGUGGCGAUCAAACGCAUUAAUGACCUCGAGAUGCAGAUCUGCAGCGUGCGCAACAGCUAUGCGGAACUACAACACGAGCGCGAUGUGCUUCAAGAGAGAAUGUCAGAGCAAUCACUCAAGAUCACCACGCUUCAAUCGAAGCUGGACGAGCAACGGUUACGGGCCGAGGAACUCCACCGACAGGGAACGUCUCACCUGACGGUUAAAGUGCAUGAUCUACAGAACGAGGUGGUCAAUCUGAAGGAAACUCUACAAACGCGCGACAAGCAAAUCACGAGUUUGAAAAACUUCUUGGAAAACAGUCAGCAAGUCAUUGAACGCCAGGAGAAAGAACUAGCCAUGAACCAGGCGGACAACGAUCGUAGCCAGUACGAGUUGAAACUCGAGGCGGAGCUUCAGGCGAAAUGUGACGAAAUUCAGCAGUUGAAAAACAAAAUUCAAAACGAUAUGAUCAAUAAACUAGCACUGCCCGAUCUGAUGGAAACGAUGCUCGCCGAUAAAAACGAUGAGAUUGAUCAAUUGAGGGAGAAACUCACCCAAUUGCAACAACAACAACAGCAGCUAGGCCAUCAUCCGAGCGGCCACGUGAAGGAAGACGACAACGCCCGCACGUUGAGUGACAUCGUAUCGAUUACCGAUUGCGACGAAUCGGAUAUGGUAAUGCGACGCUUGCCCGAGCAGAACGAGGGGUUCCCGCCGACGACGCAGCAAAACAGCAUCCCCAUGAUGGUCUGGUGGAGCGAUUUUUGUGUCUUGACGAUAAAGGAAACGCCGUCCAAUUUUUUCAAUAUGAAAGAGCACCACCAAACCGCAUCCACCACACGCAGCUCUACGGUCCCUCCAUCCAACGGUAGCAACGUUUCACCUCUGCAGCCCAUCACGCAGCUUCCGAAGCCAACACUUUUCCCGCUUGGUUUCGAGGGAGCAUUUUUGCAGGACUUCUCCGCCGUAUUCCCACGACCAACCCCAUCCACCGGUACCGGUAGCAGUGGUGGCACGCCGGAAUUCAUUCCCCGGCAUAUCAAUUUCUCACUGGUAGACGAACCUCGAUCCGCGGACGGUAGAGAUCGCUUCCGGGAACCGGCAUUUAUCGAGGAAAUCCUAGAGGAAGAAGAGAAGGUGGUGCACGCCCAAGCCCUCGGUGCUAGCGGAGGUAAGCGAUUGUCGGAUAUUUCGGAGAACGUUAGCGAGGAAGAUAAGGGCAAGCUGGAGAAUGAGCUUGAGUCGUUAAAAAUGCAACUAGAUAGGAUUACUAAUGAAAAGAAUGAGGCAAUUGAGCGGAUGCACGCAGAAAUUCAGGAUAAAAUUGACAAAAUUGAAGAUCUACAGGUAGAAUUGGCAGCUAGGAACAAAUUGUAUGAAGAUCUAUUGCGGGAGAAGAAAGAUUUGCGAGAUGAGUUGGAAAAGGUUAAACAUGAUCUGAAUCAGCUCGAAUCUGAUGCGUGCAAAUUGCAGCGCAAAGAGGAUGAACUGAAAGAAGUUAUUGAAAAUAUGACACGUAAAGAUCAAGAGAUGUGUGAUUUGAAAGGUAUUUGUAACAAACUUCGUGAGGAGAUGGAACAACACAUGAGAGAGUCUGAAUUAUUGAAAUCGGAGCAACAGAAAAACCAUCUCUUGAUUGACACGCUAAAGCAGCAGGUGGAAUCUUUGAACAAAACGAUAGGUCAUAAGGACGAGCUAAUGACAAAAUUGGAGAAGGACAUAUUGAACUACAGCAAAAACGAAGAAAAAUAUCUGGAGCAGCUGAAAGCUCUGGACGGGAAAGAAAUUGAACUACGAGCUCUUCAGAGUAACUACAAAGAUCGCAUGCAAGAGAUUGAAAUUCUCAACGAAGACAACAAAUUCCUGAAUGAAGAUAUUAACCGUUUGAAGAAUGAAAUAGCUAAAAGCUCGUCUAAUUCGUCGUCCAAUCCUUCGUAUAUCCAAUUUCUGAAACAAAACUGCGAGAAAAUCGAGGAGGAGCUUCGGGAAACUAAGGUGCUUCUGACGGAGAAAAUGUUGGCCCUUGAAAGGGUUAAAAUAGAUUUGACCAGUUGUCAACGCGAGGCCGAGGAUGUUAAAUCUUUGCUGAAAGAGAAGGAAAUGAUCAUUCAACAGAUAGGGGAUGACGGGAAUAGUCUACAUCAGGCAUUGUCAAACAUUCAGAGUAAGAUGCAGGAGACUAGCGGAAGCUUAAACAAAAAACUUCGCGAAGAGCAAGAUCGCAAUGCUGUUUUGGUGGCAGAAAUAGAUCGGUUGAAGGCAUUACUGCAACGAAGUGAUAAUUCUUCGAGUCCGAAGCCAUUUUCGGUUGAAGAGAUUGCAGAGCAGCUGGAAAAGGAGCUAAACUAUUCCGCUCAGCUAGAUUCUAGUAUACUGAAGGCCAUUGAAAGUGACGACGUUAAUUCCGAUGACGAAGCAGACGGAGCUACCAAAGAGCCUAAAGAUGGGUUAAGCGAUGCUGUGCUUCUUGAAGAUCUCAGGCAAAAGUUGCGAUUGGAAGCAGAAAAGGGGAGUAAGUUAAAGGAAAUGCUUGAAGCUGAAAAACACAACAGCAAUGCUAUUCAAAUGCAGGAUGCAGAGAUAAUAGAGGCCAUGCGGCUUCGUCUGGAGGCUGCCAUAGAUAACGAAGGAACGCUGCAGAAGUUGCUGUCGGAGGAGCGAAGUAAGAACGAGCGACUGUCGACGUUGAUGGCAGGCGUUCAAAGGACAAAGUCGUUUGAUAACUAUUUACUGAUGAAGAACAAGUCACCGCACGAUUCACCCUCCAGAAGGCUUAAUCGGAGCAAUGAGUUUGAAUCAGAAAUGGUGGCACGAUUUGAAAGUGAAAUCAAAUUCUUAAAUGCGCAGAAUGAGAGAGAGCGUGAAAGAGCAGUCGAUUUACAAAGAGUGCUGGAGAGGGAACGUAACAGGUUUGAGAAGGAGAUAGCCGAUAGGAGCGAGUAUGGCGAACAGGUGAAGCGGGAAUUGAUGAGGGUAACGAAGGAGAAAGAGCUCCUAGAAGUCGAGUUGGACAACGAGCAGGAAAAGUUGCUUUUAUCCCACAAAGAAAUUGAGAGCUUAGAAAAGCGUAUAAACGCCCUGCAAGAAGCAGAAUCCAUGCGUUCUUUACGCAAGGACCGAUCUCUGGGUCAAAACUCACUCGAAACCCAAGAACUUCGAUUUAGAUUAGAACAUUUGGAGCAUGAACGGACUCAGCUACUGGAUACCAUCCGUAGCCUCAAAACCGAAGUUGAACGCCGAAAACAAAACGAAACUAAGUUGAUGGGAGCGCUGAGUAGGGAUAACUCGUUAACGGAAGGUGCCGUUCCAGAAGAAUUCCUUACCAAGUUGAAGGACCUGAAUCGUAUGUUAGAAAAUAAUGCACGAGAAAAUCACCAGCAAGCGGAAACACUGCGAUUGAUGGUCGAAGAGCGUCGUGCGUUACAACAGAGAAUUCAAGAGUUAGAACGCUACAAUGUUAACAGUAGUCGUUACAACCGAGAUGAUUUGGAAGAACGUGCUAAUCAUCUCUUUGGCAAAUAUUUACGUUCAGAGAGCCACCGUAAAGCCCUGGUACACCAGAAGCGAUACCUUCAAAUUGUACUUACGACAUACGAGGAAAACGAGGCGAAAGCUCUUCAGUUGCUUAGUACUCAAAACGUUCCACUGAACAUUCAAGGACUCUCCCUUGCAAAGCCGAAUGCGGAUGAAAACCACCCUCGACGAAGGUCUUUCCGUGCUGUCGUUACUGCCAUCAUUGCCAUCGAACGGAUGAAGUUCAUUGUGCGAAAAUGGCAAGGUGGACGACGCGUCUGUGCGAAGGCAAUCUUUUCCCAGCAGUUCACCCCGCGGCGGUCACAGUCGGCCACCACCAACGUGUGGACCCGAUCACAGAAUUCACACUUCGCCGAGUACAAUGCGUCUCCGCCAUCCAGAGAUCGCGUCGCGUUCCAUCCGCCUCCUACUGUGGUGCAAAACUACUCCGGUGGCCAGUAUCUUAGCAGACUGCCGGAAACACCACUUGUCAUGAACGCGGAUAUGCGGGAACGGCUCGAAGAGCAGUACAACCGAACCAAUCGGUAAUCACUUCAUCAUUUGUUUUAUUGUUUUGACCUAGGUUCUACCCAUUAGUGCGAGCAAAAGUAUUAAUUUGCAGAUUUUUGUUCUAGCUCUAGUCCCUACGAAAGUGUACUCUUUGGAUGUAUGUUUUGCUCAUAUUUUAUAGUGUCACAAUCAGCUCAAACCAAAAACUAGCUAAUAAAGUGUAACGUAACGAAGAGUUGUCUCUUUAUUUUGGAAUCUUUUCUAUCACUCGUUAACCCUCUACUUCCCAUGGUUGCUCUAGAGCACCAUCAAUUUUCGACGAACUCGAGACAAAUGAAAUUAGAUGAAUAUGAUGCAAUAGUUUUUAAAAUAUGAUUGUAAUCUCAUUAGGUAAACCCAACUCCCAACUACUUGUUUCAAUAGUGGAACUAUUGAUAAACAAUCAAAGUGCUAUUGAUUUACAACUAAAUUUUUUUAUGUUGAUUUCGAAAAAUUUGGCCAAUUUGCAAUAACUUUUGUUCAAGCACUUUUUUUCGGAAACGCUUUCUUGGCAUAGAAAUAGUCGUUCAAAGUCGUGGGAAGGAAAGGGUUAAAUUGUAAGCAAACAUGAUGGUACAAAUCGGAUCGAAUAGUGCCUUAAGCUAUAUGUCCAUCAUCAUACGUUGUACCAUGGCAACUAAGGAUAUUCAAAUACACCCGACUGCAAAGAAUACUCAGUUUUAAUUCUGUAAAUCAUAUUUCUAUGUUAUUUUAGCUUUAAGCUAUCAGGAACGCACUUGCUUAGUGUAAAGUCGAUGACUACUACUUUGCAUGCCAUUGAUUACUUCAUCUUAUACGUUUGUGCGUAAAUUGAAAUUUAGAAAAACACAUCAAAUGGUAAGAAGUAGCAGUUAAUCUAUGUUGAUUGGCUCAAAUGUUCAAGUUAGUAUUACGAUUUAAUUUCAUUUAAUUUAAUUUAAACUGUAAAAAUAUCAAAAUUGCCUU
Molecule: messenger RNA, 10515 nt
Organism: Aedes albopictus (Asian tiger mosquito)
Lineage: Eukaryota; Metazoa; Arthropoda; Insecta; Diptera; Culicidae
Product: A-kinase anchor protein 9-like
Exons: 13
Coding region: 184-9570 (3128 amino acids)
Biological process (GO): signal transduction
Molecular function (GO): molecular adaptor activity
Source: RefSeq, a predicted model, not a curated record